Pararge aegeria (speckled wood butterfly) is the source of this 5844-nucleotide messenger RNA. Its product is annotated as collagen alpha-2(I) chain-like. NCBI's taxonomy places the organism in Eukaryota, Metazoa, Arthropoda, Insecta, Lepidoptera, Nymphalidae. The transcript is spliced from 6 exons. The coding region runs from base 1 to 5844 and encodes 1947 amino acids. The record is from RefSeq and is a predicted model, not a curated record.
AUGCGUGCUUCGCAGGCGCUGAGUCCUCCGCGGCUCGUUUCUAAAAUACUAAUACUAUCAUUUCUAACAAAUAUCUACUCACUACCUCAGAAACACCUACUGUGCCAACUGCCAGGCACUCAAACAUGUAUUUCUUGGGUAAUUAAUAUACAGGAUGCAAAAGAUAUUGAUGAUAUUCGUUCGAAAGCAAACAUUGCUAGUUAUUGUGGUCUUAGUGAUAUCUCGGCUCAUCGGGAGUUCUUCAAGGUGAAGAUUAAGCCCCUUAAUGGAACACCCUCAAUAAAGACGAUAAUUUGCAAACGGGUCACCAAACACGACCAUACACCCGAUUGGUCAGAAGUGGCGGGAACUUUAGGCAACAGUAUUAGAGUGCGUCGACAAGGUAACACACCCAGAGGCAGGUACCGAGGACAAACACAAUCUCAGUACUUGGCAAUAGACCGGGGCAACGGUAAAGAUGAGGGGAAAGCGGAGGCCCUCUCAGCCGCGGAUUCUUCGAGGGCUAGUGUCAGUGGAAACAGCGGUAUGGGUCAAGCUCAGAGCCAAUCAAUAUAUGACCCAAGCUGUGAUGAUUGCUACGGAAAAUCGGAUCAUGAAGUUGAAAAUCUUAAGCGACCAAGUGUAUCAAGGCAAGGUUAUACUCCAGAUGGUGGAGGUCAAAGGCCCGGGUAUAAUCAAAAUGGCGCAUACAACCCCCCCGGUACACAAACCUCCGUAACUCCAGGUGGUGCAAGUUAUCCUCCAAGUGGACCAAACGGUGGUGGAAGCUAUCCUUCCGGUGGAACAAUUGGUGGUGGCGGCUUCCCUCCAAGUGGCACAACAGUUGGUGGUGGCUAUCCUUCAAGUGGAACCACGGGUAGUGGAGGCUACCCUCCAAGUGGAGCAAACGGUGGAGGUGGCUAUCCUCCAAGUGGGACAGCCGGUAGCGGAGGCUAUCCUCCAAGUGGAACGACUGGUAGUGGAGGAUACCCUCCAAGUGGAGCAAACGGUGGACGUGGCUAUCCUCCAAAUGGGAGAACAACCACUGGUGGAGGCUAUCCUCCAAGUGGAACAACUAGUAGUGGAAGCUACCCUCCAACUGGAACGAAUGGUGGUGGAAGCUAUUCUCCGCGAGGAACAACCGGCAGUGGAGGCUAUCAGCCAAGUGGAGUAGCCGGGAGUGGUGGCUACCCUCCGAGUGCAACAACCGUUGGUGAUGGGUACCCUCCAAGAGGAACAAACGGUGGUGGAGGCUAUCCUCCAAGUGGAGUAACCGGAGGUGUAAGAUACCCUCCAAGUGCCACAACCGGUGGUGGUGGCUACCCUUUAAGUGGAACAAAUGGUGGUGGAGGCUAUCCUCCAACUGGAACAACCGGUGGUGGUGGCUACCCUCCAAGUGGAACAAACGGUGGUGGUGACUACCCUCCAAGUGCAACAACCGGUGGUGGUGGCUACCCUCCAAGUGCAACAACCGGUGGUGUUGGCUACCCUCCAAGUGCAACAACCGGUGGUGUUGGCUACCCUCCAAGUGCAACAACCGGUGGUGGUGGCUACCCUCCAUUUGUAACAACCGGUGGUGUUGGCUACCCUCCAAGUGCAACAACCGGUGGUGGUGGCUACCCUCCAAGUGCAACAACCGGUGAUGGUGGCUACCCCCCAAGUGCAAUAACCGGUGGUGGUGGCUACCCUCAAAGUGCAACAACCGGUGGUGGUGGCUACCCUCCAAGUGCAACAACCGGUGGUGUUGGCUACCCUCCAAGUGCAACAACCGGUGGUGUUGGCUACCCUCCAAGUGGAACAACCAGUCAAGGAGACUAUACUCCAGGAGCCACGGUAGGAAGUAGAGGUUAUCCUCCAAUUGGAACUGGAAAAGGAGAUUACCCACCAAGUAGAACCGGACAAACUGGAGGUUAUUUUCCAACUGGAACAAGUGAAGAUGGCAGCUAUCGUGAAGGUGCUACGACUGGCGGUGGAGGUCACCCUUUCAGUGGUACAAUCGGAGGUGCUGGUUAUCUUCCUGAUGGAACAGCUGGAGGCAGACGUUACCCCUUAGAUGGUACAACCGGAAGUCUGGGUUAUCCUCCGAGCGAAAUACCGGGAGUUGGAGGUUAUCCACCAGCUGGAACGACCGGAGGUGGCACUUAUUCACCGGGUGGAACGCCUAGAGGUGGGACUUACCCUCCCAGUAAAACAACCGUAGGUGAUAGCUACCCUGUAAGUGGAAUGGCAGGAAGUGGAGGUUAUUCGGAACCAAGUGGAACAUCUGGAAAUGGCGGUUACACUCCAAGUGGGACCAGCGAAGGCGGAGGUUAUCCUUCUAGCGGAACCAUGGGAGGGGGAGGUAACUCUCCCAGUGGAGGUUACCCAUUCGGUUCGACUGGAGGGGUGGGUUUUCCUGCGGGUGGAACGAAAGAAAGUGUAAAUUACCCUACAACUGGAACAACUGGAACUGGUGGUGUAGGUUUUCCUCCAGUUGGAAUAAAUGGAGGUAGGAGUUAUCCUCAAAAUGGAAUAAGUGGAGGUGUAGGUUACACGUGGCCAAUGGCGUCUGGUCCAAUCAAAGGUCCUGAUGGAAAUAACUAUUUCUGUUGUGUUCUUCCCAAUGGUGCACCAGGUGGGGGCGUUUAUAGGUACGGACCUGGAAAUGAAAUAUCAAACUCUUUAGGCAGAAACCCGUUAAGUGGCAAUCAGUAUCCUGGAGGCGGAGUACCAAAUAACUUAAUAUCUACGCAAACUAAUCCUGAUGGUAUGAAUCUCGGAAGACCACUGGCACCCUCUACUGGACCGUAUAGUACAAAUAAUAAUCAAAAUCAACCUAACGGAUUUUACAGUUCUGGUAAUGAACGACCCGGUGGGCCGACAAGUCAAUUGGGUGUCCCUGGUGGGCCUAAUGCAAUUACUGGACCUACUAGUAAAUUUGGUGUUUCUGGUGGACCUAAUGGAGUUUCUGGACCUCCCAGCCAAUUUGGUGAUUCGGGUGGGCCUAGAGGAAUCACAGGACCUACAAAUAAAUUAGGUGUUUCCAAUGGUGUUCAGGGACCUAACGGCCAAUUUGGUGUACCUGGUGCGCCUGGCGGAGUUACUGGCCCUACUAGUCAGUUUGGUGUCCCUGGUGGGCCUACUGGAGUUAAUGGUCCUACCAGCCAAUUUAGUGUACCUGGUGGGCUUAGUGGAGUUACUGGACCUACAAGUCAAUUUGGUGUCCCUGGUGGGCCUAGUGGAGUUACAGGAACUGCAAGUCAAUUUGGUGUCCCUGGUGGACCUAAUAGAGUUUCAGGACGUAAUGAUGUAAAUUUAGCUGUUAAACCAAAUGGAGUUUCUGGUCAGUUUGGAAAAGAUAUUCCUGGAACAUUCCAAUUACCAGGAAGAGGUUCUGGAGGGUCAUAUGAAACCAAUCAACCAGAUGAAUCUAAUGCAUCUAAAAACUACGGUGUUCCUAGUCCCGGGCCUGAAGGUCAGUAUGGCACUGACAGUCCUGGUGGACCAAACGGCCGAAUUGGUUACUAUGAUAGAACUGGAGGACCUAAUAUCCCAGGAGGACAGUUUGUUCCAGGUGGUUCUAAUAAAAAUUAUGAUAAUACUCCCGAAGGUUCAUAUGGUACAGGUAAUUUUGAACAGGAUAAAAUAGGUACGCGGCCAGACGGAUCGUAUGAAUCCAGUGGUAGAACUGUUCCAACCAGCCUACCAGGUUCAUUUGGAACUGGAUCUUUAGGAGGUACUCCUGAUAAGCAGUACAGUUCCGGUGGUCGAGUUGGAACAAAUAUUCCGCAAGGGCAAUAUGGUAUCGACCUUACUGGCCGGCCGUAUGGUUCACAAACCCCAGAAGGAUUUAACGGGAAAUAUGGCCAAACGAACGGUAAUUCGCUCCCAGGUUUAUCUGAAGGAUCAUAUAACUUCCCGUCAACGAAUAACUUUGUAUCAGGUGGUACAGGACAAGGACCCCACGGGAGUCCCAGUGGCGGCGUAGGUCCUCUAGGUCCUAAUGGUGCAUCAUAUGAUCCCCAGGGCACACUGACCGGGACCGUGGGGCAAUACGGCAAUCCACAGACAAACCAGGGGAUCCCAGUUGGGCAACAUAAUGACAAUAAUGGUAUUCCUCAAAACUAUAUGGACCCAAAUGCUAUUUCGGUCGAUGGCGAUGAUUCUGAAGCUGAAGCCAGUGUUGCUCAAGCUUCAAACGGCACCUCUGCCAGUGCAUCAGCCAAAGGUGGCAAUGACAAAGAGAGAGCGCAAACAAAUGUACAUGGAACAUACACGGGCUCUGGAUCCUUCCAAGCACAAGCACAAAUCACUGGUGAUAAUAAGGAAGCGCAAAGUGAAGUAAGUGGCGGGAAAAAGGGAGCUUCUAGUUCUGCGUCUGGCAGCGGUCGAAAUAAUAAAUCUCAAGCUACUGUUCAACUUGGUUCUGAAACUGGGUCGCUUCAGACACAGUCCCAGAGUAACGGUGUUAUGCAUUCUUCAAACUCACAAGUACAAGGUACCGUCAAAGGUGGUAUGGCCGAUGCUCAAGCUCGUGGUCCCGGCAGUACUUCUUCUCAAGCUCAAAUUGGAUUCACACCCUACAAAGACAGUGACAAAAUGUUGCACGAUUCUCAACAAACUCCAUUUAUGGGUGGAGGUGUAGCAUCAGCGCAAUCAAGUGGGCGCACCGGCCAGUCUCAAUCGCAACUACACGGUACCUUCAAAUAUGGUAUAACAUAUAAUGGAGCGGCUCAGUCAGGUUCUAGUCUAGAUAAGGAUACAGUAUUUCCAAAUAGACUUUCUUUUGAAAAAAUUGACGUUUUUGAUGAAAAUGAGAAAAACAUAAACGUAGACAUGACCGAAGUGUCUGAAUUUUCGAACACUGAAAGAACACCGCCAGAAUCAAUAACGACUUUACCUGAAUUACCGACCUCGGAGCAAUCCUCAUUUGAGUCAAAGCUAAUUAGAGAAGAAUCUACUACAGAAUACGCAAUGGAUGAAACGAUGAAGAAGUCAGAAAGUCGAUAUUCCAGUCAUACGCAUUUAGAUCAUCACAAAACUCCGUCCUCCGUAAACCAAUAUAUUCCAGGUGGGCCUAUUUUAAUAAAUAGUAGAAAAUCUUUCAACACAAAUUAUAUUCCAAAUACAGAUUACGAAUUUACUACAGAUAAGGAUGAGAAUCAGCCUGACAAUUAUGAUACGGAUGUUGGUUUUGACACUGAUGGCAAUGAUGCAACGGACGUGGACCAAGGUGAUUAUUCCAAUUAUGAUGAUUUUACGAGAGAUUCCCCAUCCCAUCAAUCAUAUUUAAGUCCAAGUAGAAAAGGGCUUGAAGUACGACAAACUUUAGGUGGUAAUAACCAACAAAUCGUUUUAGGUGCCUUAAAAAAUCAUGACGCCGAGAUAACUCAAAGAAAUUCAGAAAUCCCAGAUGAAAGUAAAGUUUAUCAGCCUGGUGAGCGCAUUCCUGGUACUGGAGGUUACACAAUACCAAUUGGCUUUACUGGAAGUGUCAAAUCCGUUGCAUCGAAAGACAAAACAUACGUUGUAGGUUCCAGAGAUUCCCCGUCUCAAGCGCAGACUGUAACACUUACGCCAGGAACUGGUAAAGUCAAAUACUCGUAUCCACAGUCUCAUGCUAAAUAUGUGAAACCCAAGAAUUUGAGAUCAUUGCACAGUCCAAAAGAGAACAACAGAUACGUCUCAGUUUCUAAAUCAGUUACUCGUGCACUUGACGACGAAAACAACAUUCGCAAACAAUACUCGCACACCUAUUAUACAAAAUCAUCAUCAUGUGGCUAUUUCACCUUUACCUGUACGAUGGUGAGCAGCGCAGAAGGGCGAAAAAAGGUGUGUAAACCCAAGUUACCUUCUAACCCAGAUGGAACUCCUAUAAGGUGUUAA